This is a messenger RNA of Acanthamoeba castellanii str. Neff, 1449 nucleotides long. Its product is annotated as PHD-finger domain containing protein. NCBI's taxonomy places the organism in Eukaryota, Discosea, Longamoebia, Acanthamoebidae. Bases 1 to 1449 code for a protein of 482 amino acids. The record is from RefSeq and is a predicted model, not a curated record. Gene Ontology annotation, biological process: chromatin remodeling. The transcript is spliced from 7 exons.
AUGCAGUACCUCAACGUGAACGGCAUCAGGGAGAAGGCCCUCGACGCCGAACUGAAGCGGUACUACGACAACAUCCUCCUCACCAUCCCCUACGCCGACGCGCGCGACAAGGAGGAGAAGCAGAAGGAGAGAGAGGAGAGACAGCGGCUCGCCGAGGUCAGGCGCAACCGGUUCAUGCGCUCGAGCGCGGAGCCAUGCGAGGAAAAGGAAGAAGAAGAAGAAGAAAAGGAGAAGGAGGAGGAAAAUGAAGAAGAAGGAGGUCAACCAGCGGACCAACACGAUGAAGGGAGCGACAAAGACAACGAAGGCGACGCCAGCGAAGCUAAGGAGGCCGGGUCGAAGAAGCAAGACCUCAUGGACGUGGUCAAGCCCCUGCAGCGGUUGGUCAGUCUGGAAAAGAUUCGUGAGCAGAUCUUGGACCUCGAGGACCGGAUCCCGUACCAACUGCUGCUGAACCGCGUCGCCUACGCCAAGAAGCGGCCUGCCUGGCGAAAGACAGUGGAAACAGAGCACAGUCCAGCGGUACUGUGUGAGCUGCUGCUUUUCCUGGAGGCGCAAAUGAUUGGCAAGGCGAUGAAGGACUGGCACAACUCGACCAGACAGACGAGAUGGCGACGCUUUUGCCGCGACAGUGUGGCCACAUCGCUGAGUCAGGUGGCGCUGGUGCUAGCCGUCUUCGAAGGCGCAAUCCAAUGGCAGCAAGCGAAACAAUCGGAGAAGUGCCAGAUUUGCAGACGCAGCACUCAGCCGGGCUGCAUGCUGCUGUGUGACGGCUGCGACCGCGGCUUCCACACGUUCUGUCUCAAUCCGCGCCUGAAAUCGGUGCCCAGCGGCGAAUGGUAUUGCAAAUCGUGCCUCGCCAACUCCAAGUCGGCGUGCGAGGUGUGCGAGGGCGGGGGCCGACUGCUCUGCUGCGAGGUGUGCCCUCGUGUGUACCACCUCAAGUGCCUCGACCCACCGCUCAAGCAGGUGCCCAAGGAGAAGUGGACGUGCCCACAGCACGAACCCCGGCCUGUAACGCUGCGACGAAGCAAACGGCAUGCGGUGGAUGAUGAUGACGAUGGCGAUGAUGAAGAAGACGAAGAGGACAAGAGCGAAGAGGAGGAAGAGGAGAAUAAGGAAGAGAGGAAGAGGAGAGGAAAGAGAAAAGAGGAAGAGGAGGAGGAGGAGGACGAAGAAAAGAACGAGAGCGAGGAGGAACACCAGAGAUCAAAAAAGAAGAAAACGGGAGGAGGAAAGAAGGAGGCGGCGAGGAAGAAGGAGGAAGAUGAGGAAGAUGAUGAUGAAGCAGAGGAAGAGGUGAACGAAGACGGGGAGAGUGGAGAAGAAGUAGCGCAACCCGCGACCCCAAAGCAGCCUGGCCGGACUGCUACGCGCAAGAAGCUGAAGAGACAAGCCGCGGCGAGCACACCAACCGAGGGUGACUCUCUCAAGAAGCGGGCAAUGUGA